AUGAGCUCUAACCAAGGUGCCACCUUUCAAGGCUACGUCCACUCGACGCGAGAUGCUUUGCUCAUCUUCGAAGCCGUCCGUCGAGGGAUUCUACCAAAGAUCACCCGCCGUCUCCGCGAUGACGAGCGCAAGCAGAUUGCAAGCGGCACCAUCUUUGUUUUCGACGAGGUCGAAUCCAGCAUCAAGAGAUGGACCGACGGCAUGAUCUGGAGUCCCAGUCGCAUCUUGAACAACUUCCUCGUCUAUCGCGAAGUGGAGAAAAAGGAUCCCAAGCCAGCCCCAGAUCAGCCAGCCUUGGCCACAUCGCACUCGAACUACAGUCUUUCUGGAGUUCCUCUCAACAACACUGGCAGCAGCAACACAGCCUUGCAUAAUCCUGUUCGUUCUGUGCCUCUGACGCUCAUGCCCACUGGGAUGGAACCGGAUAGCCAGAUGGUUCACUACAAGCAGGAGCAUAACAGCUAUCACACGCUCGAUAGCGUUGCUUCAUCUUCCGAUGCAGUCUAUCCUGACCAGGAUGGCUUCUUCGACCAUCAAACGCAUCCUCAGCAUUCCAGUCACAUACAGACGCACGCGCAAGCAGCAGGGCUCGUAGGCAUGAUGCAUAACAAUGCAGCGUCAUCCUCGACGGUCAAGCGGGAAGCGGACCUGGACAGGACGAUCGUCGGCAGCUUGACCAGUAGCUAUCCGUUUGUGCGAGAUGGACUCUGCAAGAAGACAAUCUCGAUUCAAGUGGAAGGCUCCACUCAGCACCUCAUCUCGUACUACAAGAUUGACGACGUGCACAACAGUCGACUCGCCGUUCCUUCAAGCUUGCCCGAGAUCGCAUCCCUCAGCAUUUCUCCCAUCUUUUUGAACAAGAGCAACUUUCGCUACCCUCCCAUCGUCGAGAUCGGUCCUGACGGCACGCCUCGAUACGUUGGCGAGUCGACCGAUAACGCAAUGCGCGCUUCAGGUCAUGUCAGCAGCGGUAACGAGAGCUAUUCUUCCUCGGAGGCCCGGCAUGAUGCAUUGGGAAGAGCUGCCAAUCGCUCUCUGUCAAUCUACUCGCCCGGUCUGCCUUCCGAUCCCUCCCACGUCGAGCUGCAUGGCUAUCGAUACCCGCACCAGAUCGGUGGUGACGGAAUGCUUCCCGCGUCGGCAACUUUGCCGCCCUCGUCUUCGCCUUACCGAAAUCGUCGAUCUUCAGAUGCCCCGCGAAGACGCGCAAAUUCGAGGUACGAGCCAUACCAACAACCCGCGCCGUUCGGUCAUAGCAUGCAGCCGCACCAGCUCUACUCCAGCACCGGGCUGCCGGACAACGGAGCCAUCUCACCAUCCGGGCGCCGUCCAUUCCUUGGCGGAAUGCGCAGCUAUGGAGAGGGAGACGCAGCUUCGGCCUGGCCUCCAGAGCAGGGAGCCUUCGCGGUCCAGCGACAACAAGAGGAUGGAUUCUUUGGCAUGGAAAAUGUUGGGCUAGCAAGCGGCGCGAACGGCGGUUCACACGCACCUCACAUCGACCAGCAUGCCUCCUUCCAGCAGCCAUUUCAGUCCGGAUCGAUGAUGCCUGUGGUCCCCAGUCAGCCUGGCCGCAGUAACGCCAGCUACUCGACGGACUUUCGAUCCGAGCACUGUGCAGGAAUGAAGCACGAGCAGGGAGAUCCAUUCCACUUUUCUUCUUCGAGGCUGACACGAGGAAGCUGGGACUCAAAUCAACCAAGUCACUCAAGCUCGUUCUUGCACAAUCUGCAGCAACCACCGGCCACCAGUCAAGGCUUGGUGGCGAUGUCCAUGCAAAGCCAAUCGAGUUUCGGCCCACCUUUCUAUCCGCGUCUAGCAGGCUCUCCGCCGAAUACGGGCUCGUCAUAUGACAGCCGUCACUCGUACUUUGGCAGCAACGCCGCGCAUGCACCGGGACGCAUCGAAGAGGUGAUCGAUGGCGUCCAUGCGCCGACCGCAACACGUCUCGAGGACCCAUCUUAUUCGUCUCGGCCCAUUUCGCGGGCUGGCGAAGGUGGAUAUGCUGGCGAACUGGACACGGCAGAUGUGGUCAAAACAGGGGGCUUGGAGGCUUUGCGAGUUCACUCGGGUCCAGCGAGCCCGUAUCCGCGAGCGCAGCAGCAGCAGCAGCACCAACAAAUUCCUUCCAUGGGGGGUCCAGGAUACGACGCCUACGGCCGACCUUCGAGCGCGGUGGAAGGGCAGUCUUUCUAUGUCCAGCAAACGACGCACGCAGCCACUGAACACGAAGGCGUUCAACUCAACCAGAACGCGGCUGGACGACAUAUCCCUGCCUAUGUCACACCAGAGGCGGGCAACGCGCCAGCUCAGACUGAGGAGGCGUGGUCGUCGACACCAGCAGUGGAUGUCAACGGUACGACGAACGCAAGCCAGGGCCUUUCUACACGCCCAGGAGCCUCGCACGACCAAGGCUUCCAGCCUCCCUUUCCGGCCGACGCUAGCGAUGCUAGUGCCGCCGAGAAUACCGGAUUGGAGAGAGUCAUGCUGACGAGACCCGCACCAUGA
This is a messenger RNA of Sporisorium graminicola, 2505 nucleotides long. RefSeq lists its product as uncharacterized. The record is from RefSeq and is a predicted model, not a curated record. The coding region runs from base 1 to 2505 and encodes 834 amino acids. Gene Ontology annotation, molecular function: DNA binding. NCBI's taxonomy places the organism in Eukaryota, Fungi, Basidiomycota, Ustilaginomycetes, Ustilaginales, Ustilaginaceae. The transcript is spliced from 2 exons.